UACGAAGAGCAUUAGCAUCUGCCAGAAAGGAACUCUCCAUCCAUUUCACACCAAAAUACCUAGGCUUCAAUCACAUUUCACGAGAGAACAUAAUAAAUAAUCACACCAGACCACUUGCACAAGAACUUUUUGGCACUCCUCAUGAACAGCAAGCUAUUCUAAUCCUAGAUGGUACAUACAUAUACAUUCAAAAAUCAAAUAACUUCCAUUUCCAGCGAAGAUCUUACAGCAUGCAUAAAAAUAGACCACUGGUAAAACCAAUGAUAAUUGUAUCAAGCACUGGCUACAUACUUUCUAUUCUUGGCCCUUAUUUGGCAGACCAUAAAAAUAAUGAUGCUGGUAUUUUAAAACAUAAUUUGAAAACCAAUAUGGAAAACAUGAAUGAAUGGAUUCAGCCUGGAGAUGUUCUAAUUGUAGACAGGGGAUUUAGGGAUGCAUCAGAAAUGUUAGAUGACUUCGGCAUUCAAGCUGAGAUGCCAAAGUUUUUACCCAAAGGCCAAAAACAAUUCACAACCGAAGAAGCCAAUGCUUCUCGCUUAGUUACAAAAAUAAGAUGGGUAGUUGAAUCCGUAAAUGGCCGAUUAAAGCAAUGGAAAUACCUUCAAAAUGUAGUGCCAAACAUACAAAUACCCUAUAUCGGUGACAAUGUCAAACUAAUUGGAGCUAUAUGCAACAAAUACAAGCCGCCAUUAUCUACCGGUGAAAAGGACAAUGAUCAAAUCUUGGCUGCAAAAAUGAGGGUACUGUCCAGGAAAAAAAAUGAUUUGCAGGAGAGGGUAGAGAGAGAAGGGUUACAUAGAAGAAUAUGUUCUUGGAAAAAGAUUGAUGCAGAUGAUUCCAUGCCUUGUUUUCCUAUGUUGUCAGAAGAAGAAUUGAGAAACAUAACUGUUGGUGUUUACCAAUUAAAACUAGCUAAAUCUUACACACAGGAACACCUCAAUGAUGAGAGUGAAUUUAUAAUAAUGAUAAAUUCAGAUCUUGAAAGUAUAUUAAGGGUACAAAUUCAGAGCAGACAUACUUCAGCUAGAAAAUACUUGAUAUGGAUUGAAUAUGAUGAGAUUGAGGUCAAGGCCUGGUAUUGCCAAUGUAAAACUGGUUCUAGAGUUGUAGGCACAUGUGCCCAUGUUGCAGCUGUCUUGUGGUAUUUAGGUUUUGCACGCCACAUGGACAAACAUAACGGAAUUAAGGACUGGUCAGAGUUUGUUGAAGAUGCAGCAAAGAUUCCUGUUUUAAUUGAUGAAUCUGACACUGAAGAGGAAUUUCCUGAAGAGUGACAUACUGUGCUUUAUUAAAAGAAAUGCAUUUAAGCAGUGGUCUAGUUAGUGUGUAAGCCGUAAGGGAAUGUAAGGAUAUAGUCUUAUUAGUCUAGUAGAUUAACAUAUUGUUACUUUAUUUACAGUUAUUUUGGUUGGGUUUAUGGUAUUUUUGGGUGACAAGAAGAUUUUUUCCAAGUGAUGAAAUAAUUAGGUUACAAAAAAUAAUCCUUGGCUAGGGCAACAUUGGAAGUGGGGUGUACAGAGGUGGUAGAUGGCAGCUGUUCUCUCUUAAAGAUAGCUAGGACACUUUUUUAAAAUUCUCUGCAAACUUCAAAAUAGAUGUGAAGUAAACAUAAAAGAAGCAGCAACCUAGUGACCAAAAUAAUAAAGACAUUGUCAUCAAUAGUUAUGCAUUUAGAAAGUCUCUUAUUUUUUUACUUCCCAAUCAGUGUCAGACUCACCAAUUAAAACUUUUAAAGCUUUGAAUGAAUAUAAUUUUUUUGAAACUGUGAUAUUUCAGCCUUAUGAUGAUUCAAAUGUAAUGUUUCAGUCUGAUGAUGAUUUAAAUGUUAUUUUUCAGUCUGUGAUAAUUUAUAUGUGAUAUUUUAGUAUUUGAUGAUUUAAAUGUGAUAUUUUAAUCUGUGAUAAUUUAACUGUGAUAUUUCAGUUUAUGACAAUAUCUAGAAAUGUAAUAUGUUAAUGCUUAUGUAUUGGUUAUUCAUUUUUUCUCAUGUACAGCUUUAGUUGUGAAGAUGCAUCAAAAACGUCAUGUAAGGUAUGUCAUGAUUGAAAUAAGAUAUUUAAGUCCGUGAUAGUUAAAAAUGUGAUAUUUCAGUCUGUGAUGAUUAAACAUGUGAUUUUUCAGUCUGUGAUGUUUAAAAAUGUGAUAGUUCAGUCUGUGAUGAUUCAACAUGUGUUAUUUCAGUCUGUGAUGAGUAAACAUGUGUUAUUUUAGUGGGUGAUGAUUAAACAUGUGUUAUUUCAGUCUGUGAUAAGUAAACAUGUGUUAUUUCAGUCUGUGAUGAUUAAACAUGUGAUUUUUCAGUCUGUGAUGUUUAAAAAUGUGAUAGUUCAGUCUGUGAUGAUUAAACAUGUGUGUUUUCAGUCUGUGAUGAGUAAACAUGUGGUAUUUCAGUGGGUGAUGAUUUAACAUGUGUUAUUUCUGUCUGUAAUGAGUAAACAUGUGUUAUUUCAGUCUGUGAUAAUAAUUCAGUUUAUGUGAUGUUUCAGUCUGUUUGAUAUUUCAGUCUGUGAUAUAUCAGUCUGUAUGAUGUUUCAGUCUUUGUGAUAUUUCAGAUUUUGGUGAAUUGUAUGUGUUAUUCAAUUAUGUGAUUAUUCAAUUGUGUUAUUUCAGUCUGUGUGAUAUUUAAGGUUGUGUGAUAUUUCAUUCUGUGAUGAUUAAAAAUGUGAUUUUUCAGUCUUUGAUGUUUAAAAAUGUGAUAGUUCAGUCUGUGAUGAUUAAACAUGUGUGUUUUCAGUCUGUGAUGAGUAAACAUGUGUUAUUUCAGUUGGUGAUGAUUUAACAUGUGUUAUUUCAGUCUGUGAUAAUAAUUCAGUUUAUGUGAUGUUUCAGUCUGUUUGAUAUUUCAGUCUGUGAUAUAUCAGUCUGUAUGAUGUUUCAGUCUUUGUGAUAUUUCAGAUUUUGGUGAAUUGUAUGUGUUAUUCAGUUAUGUGAUUAUUCAAUUGUGAUAUUUCAGUCUGUGUGAUAUAUAAGGUUGUGUGAUAUUUCAUUCUGUGAUGAUUAAAAAUGUGAUAUUUCAGUCUGUGACAUAAGUAUUCUGUGAUUUUCAAGUAUGUGAUAACAAUUUCAGUUUGUGUGUUGUUUCAGUCUGUGUGAUAUUUCAGUCUGUGAUAUUUCAGUCUUUGUGAUAUAUCAGUCGAUGUGAUAUUUCAGUCUGUGAUAUUUCAGUCUUUGUGAUAUAUCAGUUGGUGUGAUGUUUCAGUCUUUGUGAUAUUUCAGAUCUUGAUGAAUUGAAUGUGAUAUUCCAUUCUGUUAUUAUUCAAUUGUGAUAUUUCAGUCUGUGUGAUGUUUUAGUCUGUGUGGUAUUGAUGAAUUGAAUGUGAUAUUUUAUUCUUUGAUGAUUCAAAUAUGAUAUUUCUGUUUGUUGAUAUUUCAGAUUAUGUGGUAUUUCAAUCUAUGUGGUAUUUCAGUCAUUGUGAUAUUUCAGUCUUUAAUUGAUGAAUAAAAUGUGAGAUUUGUGUUUGUUUGAUAUUUCAGUCAAGUGCUCUUUAAGUCUGUGUGAAGAACAGUAUGAUGUUUCAGUAUGUGGUAUUGCAGUUUGUUGUGAUAAUAAUUUGAUUUUUCAAUAUGUA
Molecule: messenger RNA, 3569 nt
Organism: Mytilus californianus (California mussel)
Lineage: Eukaryota; Metazoa; Mollusca; Bivalvia; Mytilida; Mytilidae
Exons: 2
Coding region: 231-1274 (347 amino acids)
Molecular function (GO): zinc ion binding
Source: RefSeq, a predicted model, not a curated record